Messenger RNA from Pungitius pungitius (ninespine stickleback), 3126 nucleotides. RefSeq names its product zinc finger protein 62 homolog. Gene Ontology annotation, molecular function: DNA-binding transcription factor activity, RNA polymerase II-specific; RNA polymerase II cis-regulatory region sequence-specific DNA binding. The transcript has 2 exons. The record is from RefSeq and is a predicted model, not a curated record. Gene Ontology annotation, cellular component: nucleus. Bases 291 to 2207 code for a protein of 638 amino acids. Gene Ontology annotation, biological process: regulation of transcription by RNA polymerase II. NCBI's taxonomy places the organism in Eukaryota, Metazoa, Chordata, Actinopteri, Perciformes, Gasterosteidae.
CCUGGUUCCGGCUUUUACCGGAUAUGGAAGCGCUCGCUUAGUGGGCGCCAUCAACAACAUGACGGUGCCUCUUCAAAUGUAAAAUUUGAAAGAAUUGUCUCUUUUGUAAUGUGCCUAAUCCUGGCGUAAUAGCCGACGUUGGCACCAUUGUUUUAGGGGCAGUUACCGUACGUGGCUCGGACAACCCGCUGGGAUUCAUCAAAUGGUUUCCUCUUUCCUCUGUGCUGCGGGCGGCAGUUGUUGGGUCGGUGGACAGAGACCACCCAGAGGAUUGCCCCGACUGGCUCAUUAUGUCUGAAGACUUGAGCAGUGAUGAAGAAUGGUGUGUACCUACUGAAAAGAAGGACGAUGACGCACAACGAAAGGCGAAAUGUUGGGAAUGUGGUAAAAAAUUUGGCAAAAUUAAAAGCUUGAUGUUGCACUACAAAAGCCACGACGUAAAAGCCACCUGCCACAUCUGCAAAGUUAACUUCCGACGUCUGACGUCUCUCUCCAUCCACCUGGAUAAUGUACACUUGCCACCCUUUUGCAAAAAGUGCAAACAGUAUUUUAGUAGCUCGUGGGAAUUGAACAAGCACGUGGAGACACAGUGCAUCGGCUCGCCAUUUAAAAAACCUCCUCUUCUGAUGUUUGCGCCCAUAUAUCAGAGUCAGAACAGUGACAACCUUCCCAUUGACGAGACCGCGCAGCAAAAAACAAAGUCAGUGCAACGUGACCCAGUGUCGGAGCUGAGGCCUCCACAAAGCAUUGAAAUGAAGCCUGAGAAAGCUGGGGCAUCUGAAAGCAAUGUAGAUUAUAUACCGGGUGCAGAGGAUGAAGAUAUUCACAUGGAAAAUGACUGUGAGAAAGAAGAUGACUCAUCGAGCACUGAAUCCGAAGAUGAAGAUAUACCCUCAAAAUCUGCAGAUGAUCCGGAAUCUGAUGGUGACUCGAGUUCAUCUGAUUCUUCCAGUGACUCCUCACAAAGUUCGCACUCUAAACCCCCACCGGCAGCUCUUCCUUAUGUUAAUAGCUCAAUAUGUGCUGCGUGUGGAAGAGGGCCAUUUCGGUCAAUGAAGCUACAUUUACUGCACUGUAGUGGUGUUAGGGUAAAAUAUCAGUGUUCAGUGUGCAAGAAGCUGUUUCUAACCGAGGUGUCUGUUAAGGAACACUACAUGCCUUUGUAUUCUUGUGAAAUCUGUAGCCAAGUUUUCCCUUAUGAGAGCUCGUAUCAACACCACCAGUGUCCCAAGGGACCCAAAUCCCCCCUGGUCCUCUUUUGUCCAGAGUCAAUGCCGCAAGCGUGUCACAUAUGUAAAUUCUUUUUCACCUCUGAGAAAACUUUGUUAAACCAUGUCACUAAAGUUCACACAUCAGUGGUCAGCACCAAGGUGUGUAUCAUUACCAACCCAUCAGCAUUCACCGAUACAAAUGUUUCACCCUGUGUCCUUAGGACAGAAACCCAGUUAGCCAACAGCAGUCCAAAGGAGGUCUAUCAGGUCAUGCAUGGGCAGUUCCGUGCUGGCCAAACCUAUGUAGGGUCUCUCGCCACUGUUGUGAAAUCUAGCCCUCCCCGUGACUCAACCUCCUCCCAUGCAGACGGACCACAUGCCACUAUAUGCACGGUGUCUUCUGCGGCACCUGUUAGAUCGCGCAAAGACAGUGUCGGAAGUCCAAAGGACCCGUUUGUCCCUCCUGAAGCGGCAGACUCAUCUCCUGCCGCUGCGGCCCCUGCUCCUCUCGCGCGGGCGACGCCUACGAUUAUGGCUUUGUUUAAGAACGACAGCCACAACGCGGCUUUGAUGAAACGUAUGAACACUGGCUGGCGUUCCAAGACCCCUCACCCCUGCAGGCAGUGUGGUGCCAUCCUACGGCAGCCCUCUUUCAUCAUCAGCCACCGCUACCUCCACAGGGGCCGCCGCUCACACAAGUGCCAGUGCGGACGAGCUUUUAAGAACCAGCUGCACCUGCUGCGACAUUGCGUGCAGCACGCGGAGACGGUAAGCUACAUCUGCGUCGGCUGCGGGGAGACUUUCAAGGGAGCCAAGCACUUUGCUGAGCACACAAAGGACACGUCACGGAGGAAAUACUUUUCUGGACAUACUUGGAAAUGUAAAGUUAAGAGAAAGUGCAGAAUGCCCUUUACAUGUGACUGUGGACACCGCUUUUUUCGGCCGUCGGCUUACAUUUGGCAUCAACUUAAAAACAGGACUAUUGUGAAGACCUGAAGGAGCCUUCGGAAUGAUGAUGCAGAUACACCCCUUUUUUAUAAUGGACUUUUAGUUACUUUUCUCCAGCUAUGUGCAUCACACUUUAAAACAAAGUUUUACGAGAGCUCUUUCACAUUCAUACCUGCGAAAUUCAUAAGGAGGGAAAAAAGAUGAUAGAAUAAUCAUACAAACUAGGCUGGGUGAGGUUUGAAUUUCUUAAACAAAAUUCACAAACCAUGUUCAAUUAUGACAUUACGAUUAUUGGUACAGUAGUCUGUUUAAUUUUUUGAUGACAAGCAAAUCACAUACAAAUACAUUAAUCCUAAAUGCAUUUUACAUAGAAGCAUGUCCUGGAUAGAAGGACAUGUUUUCAUCUCGUGGAAAUGAUACAUGACAUACUGUAUAUAAGCAAUGUUUCAACAAGUUCCUUACAUACAUUAUUUUGGCAUUAGACAAGUGUCCAAAUGAACCAACAUGGAAAUUAAUUGGAUUCAAUUAAAACCUCAAUCAUCCAGUUUAUCCUCCAUAGAAAGAGUUAAUCCAGUUUCGCCAUUUAUUUUAUUUACAAAGUGCAUUCUUAACAGUGAGGUUUGUAUUGGCAGUCUUCUUUUUUUUCAGAUUUCCUUUUGUUGCGGAUUCAAAUGUUUUGGUCCUGUGGUACAUUAUAGAGGUUAUAUAUUAACCUUGAAAACUGCAAGUAUUUUUUUUUUUCUAGUUCUAUAAUCUCUAUAAUUUCAAUGUCAAUUUUGCCCCAUCUCAAGCAUUUCUAUAUUUAAGUCCAGUAGAUGGCGCUAUUGGGUUGCUCAAAUACAACUCACACCCUGGUUGUAUUGUUCACAGAACAGGUGUCAACUAAAACGGUAUUUUUGCAUCAGAUGAUUACAACCCUAAGCAUCGUCUCUAAAACCCAAGGAUUUACAGUGGGAAAUAAAUAUCU